AACGCUCUCCCAACUGAGCUAUUUCGGCUUCGCGCGCUGAGUCAGCUGACCAGCUCACAGACAGCCGUAACCUAUCUCAUAUAUAUUCUGCGUCUUGUGGAUAAAUAUUGCCAGACGUCAAGACCAAAACGACAUUUCUCUGAAAUAUUCCUUUUUUUUUUGUCUACAAGCAUUCGGCACACAUAUAACGUUUCUAUUAUUAUACCCACCUCCUCUGAGUCAGCAGCUAAAUAGUCUUUCCGGGUAAUAUAAUCUGUUCGGUUAAAUCGAAACUAACAGAACAAAAAGUAGGUCUUGGAUUUACAGACUGCGGUUUAUCACGAGCGGUGAGGAUGUCAGUUCAGUUCUCCGGCUGGGAGGUGGUGGACGAUGGUGCCUGUUUUCCUGGUGUGUUGUUGGCACCGGCGCAGAAGCCUCAAAACAAGGGCGUCUACACUAUGUUUCACGGGACCAGCGUUGCCAGUGCACGGGCCAUCAUCGCUGGUGGAUUUCAGCAGUCGUCUGGUGGUAUGCUGGGAAAGGGUGUGUACAUGAGCAGGGACGUGAAGAAGGCAGCUAACUAUCCUCUUAAAAGUAACCCUAAUGACCGUGUGAUUCUGGAGCUGCGAGUUCGUGUAGGACGUGUCAAGCGUAUUGACGCGGACAACCACCCUUUGCAGUUCAUCUGGAGCACAAAAGGCUACAACACCGCCUGGGUACCCCCCAACUGUGGCAUGAAAUCUGUGCCCAGUGGCCUAGAGGAAGACUGUGUGUUUGACCCUAAAAGGGUAAAGGUUGUAGGCAUUGCAAAAGCACCAACCACUGCAAUAGAAAAGGAGCUUCAGCAGCUUCUCACUAAAGUAUCUAAACAAGACAAAGGAGGAACUGGUAAAGGUAAAGAUGUGUGCCCCCUGUGCAAGAGGAAGACCCAACAAGGAGCUCCUCACAUUAAGCAGCAGUGCUGGAAGUGUGGUCAAAACAUCUGCAUCCUCACAUCCAAGCACUUUUGUCAAAAGCCGGCGACUCCUCAAAGACGGAUGUCGCUGCAGUUCUUUGGGUGGGAGGUGGCCUAUGAUGAUGACUCUCCUCGUCUGGAGCUGGUGACUUCCCAGGAGCCAAAAGACCGGGGCGUCUACACCAUGUACCACGGCACCUCUGUUCCCAAUGCACGUCUCAUCAUUGCCAAUGGCUUUCAGCAGUCAACAAAGGGCAUGUUGGGGAAGGGCGUGUAUGUAAGUCGUAACAGGAAGAAAGCAGAACGCUAUCCUCUACACAACAACCCUUCAGAUCGUGUGGUGCUCAAGUUGCACGUGCGUGUUGGCCGUGUCAAACGCAUAGACAAGGACAACCAUCCGAUGCAGUACAACUGGAGCCAGCAAGGCUAUGACACUGCUUGGGUACCCCCCAACUGUGGCAUGAAAUCUGUGCCCAGUGGCCUAGAGGAAGACUGUGUGUUUGACCCUAAAACAAUAAAGGUCGUGGACAUCGCUAAGGCUCCGGACGCAGAACUGGAACAACUUAAACAACUUCUAGCCAACUGUCCCAAAAACCCCAGUGUUGGAGUUGGCAGCGGGGCUGCUGCGGCUGAUUGUUUACUGUGCAACAGGAAGCAACAGCCGUAUUCUCCACAUGUCCAGCAAACGUGCUGGGGAUGUGGGCAAAACAUUUGCACACUCAUGACCAAACAUGUCUGUUCUGUGAGGGUUUAAGAGGAACUAUACUGCUGGGCCAAAUUAAAUUAAACAAGUCCUGGGGAAAGAAAAGAAUGAAGUGUGUGGUUAUACUUUGGAGAGAGCUCUCCUGACAGUUUCUUCCGUCUUCCACAAAGAACUGAAAUACAUUGUUGAAGUCAUUAGUUUGAGCAAAACUUUACUUUAUGAUGAUUUUACUGUAGUAUUUUAAUAUUUUUCAAAUAGUUUAACAUUAUCAUGUGUUAGUGUCAUGUUGAAUCAAUACAAAACAAUUUCUAUGAUGAUUAAAUGUCUUUAUUUUCUGCUGAACAUGGUCAUGAUUGCAUGGUGUUUAGAAAUAUGUAAUGAUUAAAAAGAACUGAUUUCAUAUUCAAAAUGCAGAGAAAAAUAAAAUGAAAUAAAAUAAGGUUAAUAAAACAA
This is a messenger RNA of Girardinichthys multiradiatus, 2090 nucleotides long. RefSeq lists its product as uncharacterized. Gene Ontology annotation, molecular function: NAD+ poly-ADP-ribosyltransferase activity. The transcript has 4 exons. Gene Ontology annotation, cellular component: cytoplasm. NCBI's taxonomy places the organism in Eukaryota, Metazoa, Chordata, Actinopteri, Cyprinodontiformes, Goodeidae. The record is from RefSeq and is a predicted model, not a curated record. The coding region runs from base 333 to 1688 and encodes 451 amino acids.